Molecule: messenger RNA, 4172 nt
Organism: Alligator sinensis (Chinese alligator)
Lineage: Eukaryota; Metazoa; Chordata; Crocodylia; Alligatoridae
Gene: WDR35
Product: WD repeat domain 35
Exons: 28
Coding region: 104-3637 (1177 amino acids)
Biological process (GO): non-motile cilium assembly; intraciliary retrograde transport; protein localization to cilium
Cellular component (GO): non-motile cilium; intraciliary transport particle A
Molecular function (GO): protein binding
Source: RefSeq, a predicted model, not a curated record
UGGGGCGGCGGUUGCCGGGGCAACUUGGUUGCCAAAGAGGCGGCGGCGCCAUGUUCAUCUACCUGAGCAAGAAGAUCGCGAUUCCCGGGAACAUUCGGCUGCGAUGCAUCUCCUGGAACAAGGACCAAGGCUUCAUAGCCUGCGGCGGAGAAGACGGGCUGCUGAAAGUUUUAAAACUCGAGGCGUAGGUGGACCAAAACGGCUACGAUCUGGAUACCUGAAACAACCUGGGAAUUCAUCUGAAGUUUAUUCGCUUUUACUAGAUGAAGCAAAACUAAAGGGUCUUGCAGCUCCUAGCAAUCUUUCUAUGAAUCAGACCUUGGAAGGUCACAGUGGUUCUGUGCAGGUGGUGACCUGGAACGAACAGUAUCAGAAACUAACCACCAGUGAUCAGAAUGGCCUCAUCAUUGUUUGGAUGCUGUAUAAAGGUGCUUGGUAUGAAGAAAUGAUCAAUAAUAGAAAUAAGUCUGUUGUUCGAAGUAUGAGUUGGAAUGCGGAUGGACAAAAGAUCUGUAUUGUAUAUGAAGAUGGGGCUGUGAUUGUUGGUUCAGUUGAUGGUAAUCGUAUCUGGGGGAAAGAUUUGAAAGGUACACAGCUGAGCCACGUAGCAUGGUCCUCUGAUAGCAAAGUUUUACUCUUUGGAAUGGCAAAUGGAGAAAUUCACAUUUAUGACAAUCAGGGGAAUUUUAUAAUGAAAAUGAAAAUGAAUUGCUUGGUGAAUGUAACUGGAGCAUUUAGUAUUGCUGGAAUACAUUGGUACCAUGGUGCAGAAGGGUACAUUGAGCCGGAUUGUCCUUGCCUUGCUAUUUGUUUUGACAAUGGAAGGUGCCAGAUAAUGAGACAUGAGAAUGACCAAAACCCUGUUUUGAUUGAUGCUGGUAUGAAUGUGGUUUGUAUCCAGUGGAAUCAUUGUGGAAGUGUGUUGGCUGUGGCAGGCUCCCAAAAAACAACUACCCAAGAGAAAGAUGUCAAUAUUGUUCAGUUCUACACUCCAUUUGGUGAGCAUUUGCGUACACUGAAGGUUCCUGGCAAACUGAUGUCAGCCCUGUCCUGGGAAGGAGGCGGAUUGAAGAUUGGAUUAGCUGUUGAUUCUUACAUAUAUUUUGCAAACAUUCGGCCAGAUUACAAGUGGGGUUACUGCUCCAAUACAGUAGUUUAUGCAUAUACUCGACCUGAUCGUCCAGAGUAUUGUGUGGUUUUUUGGGAUACAAAAAACAAUGAGAAAUACGUGAAAUAUGUCAAGAGUCUGAUUUCCAUAACUACUUGUGGAGACUUCUGCAUUUUGGCAACUAAAGCUGAUGAAAGCCAACCUCAGUAUGUGCUGGUUCUGUGCAAUUCUAUUGGUACUCCCUUGGAUCCAAAAUAUAUUGACAUUGGGCCGUUGUUCGUUACAAUGACCAAAACCCAUGUGAUAGCAGCUUCAAAAGAAGCUUUUUACAUCUGGCAAUAUCGUGUGGCCAAGAAGCUCACAGCAAUGGAAAUUAAUCAGGUGGCUCGGACUAGAAAAGAAGGCAGAGAAAGGAUCUAUCACAUUGAUGACACUCCUUCAGGAGCAGCAGAUGGGGUACUUGAUUACAGCAAAGCCAUUCAUGGAACAAGGGAUCCAAUUUCAGCAAUAACAGCAUCUGAUAAAACACUCAUUGUGGGCCGUGAAUCUGGCACCAUUCAGAGAUAUAGUCUUCCAAAUGUUGGACUAAUUCAAAAGUAUACCCUGAACUGUCGGGCAUAUCAGCUUUCUUUGAACUGCAACUCUAGUCGUCUUGCUAUUAUAGAUCUUUCUGGUGUUUUGACUUUCUUCGACUUGGACACACGGGUAACAGACAGUUCAGGACAGCAAAUUAUAGGUGAACAACUGAAGCUGGAGCGCAAAGAUGUCUGGGAUAUGAAAUGGGCCAAAGAUAAUCCAGACUUGUUUGCAAUGAUGGAAAAAACAAGAAUGUAUGUAUUCAGAAAUUUGGAUCCUGAGGAACCCAUUCAAACAUCUGGAUAUAUUUGUAACUUUGAAGACUUAGAAAUUAAAUCUGUACUUUUGGAUGAAAUACUGAAGAAUCCUGAACAUCCUAACAAAGAUUACAUCAUUAAUUUUGAGAUUCGAUCCCUACGAGACAGUCGUGCAUUGAUUGAGGAGGUUGGGAUUGAGGAGUCUUCCCAAUUCAUAGAAGAUAAUCCACAUCCCAGACUUUGGCGUCUCCUGGCUGAAGCUGCUCUUCAAAAGUUAGAUCUACCAACUGCUGAACAAGCAUUUGUGCGCUGCAAAGACUAUCAAGGAAUUAAAUUUGUUAAGUGCCUAGGCAAUCUGCAGAGUGAAUCAAUGAAGCAAGCUGAAGUGGCAGCCUACUUUGGCAGAUUUGAAGAAGCUGAAAGAAUGUAUUUGGAUAUGGACAGAAGAGACCUUGCUAUUGGAUUACGGAUCAAACUGGGAGAUUGGUUUCGAGUACUGCAGCUUCUGAAAACAGGUUCAGGGGAUGCAGAUGAUGCCCUUCUGGAACAAGCGCACAAUGCUAUCGGAGACUAUUUUGCAGACAGGCAAAAAUGGAUAAAUGCUGUUCAGUAUUAUGUACAAGGAAGAAACCAGGAACGUUUAGCUGAAUGUUACUACAUGUUAGAAGAUUACCAAGGACUAGAAAAUCUGGCUAACUCACUUCCAGAAAAUAACAAGUUACUUCCUGAUAUAGCUCAUAUGUUUGUGAGAGUGGGGAUGUGUGACCAAGCUGUGUCUGCCUUUCUGAAAUGUAAUCGCUCAAAGGACGCAGUAGAUACCUGUGUCCAUCUCAAUCAGUGGAAUAAAGCUGUUGAGCUGGCUAAAAAUCACAGUAUGAAAGAGAUUGGAUCACUUCUUGCUAGAUAUGCCUCUCAUUUACUGGAAAAGAAUAAAAUCCUUGAUGCCAUAGAACUCUAUCGUAAGGCCAAUUAUUUUUUCGAUGCUGCCAAACUCAUGUUCAAGAUUGCAGAUGAAGAAGCAAAGAAAAGGACUAAACCUUUGCGAGUUAAAAAGCUUUAUGUAUUAGCAGCUUUACUUGUAGAACAAUACCAUGAACAAGUGAAGAAUGUACAAAGGGGAAAAGUGAAAGGAAAGAGUUCAGAGGCUACUUCAGCUUUAGCUGGAUUGCUGGAGGAAGAUGUUCUCUCUUCAGCUAAUCGCUUCACAGAUAAUGCCUGGAGGGGAGCUGAGGCUUAUCAUUUUUUCCUACUUUCACAAAGACAGCUCUAUGAAGGUUAUGUAGAUACAGCAAUGAAAACAGCUCUUCACCUGCGAGAUUAUGAAGACAUUAUCCCUGCAGUUGAAAUCUAUUCCCUUCUGGCUCUGUGUGCAUGUGGCAAUAGAGCAUUUGGUAUUUGUUCAAAAGCCUUUGUUAAACUCGAGUCCUUAGAAACCCUUAGCCCAGAACAGAAGCAGCAGUAUGAAGAUCUUGCCCUGGAAAUAUUCACUAAGCACUGUCCUAAGCAUAGCAAAAAAUCGGAUCUGGAUGGCCUUUUAGAGAGUAGUGGAGAAGGAAAACUUCCAACAUGUGUUGCAACAGGAAGACCUAUCACAGAGUAUCAGUUCUGGAUGUGCAAUGUGUGCAAGCAUUGUGUACAAGCCCAAGAAAUAAGCAAUUAUAACUUUUGUCCUCUAUGCCAUAGCCCAGUAGCUUAGUAAGAAAAACAAAGGUAUGUGUAUGUUUGUUGUGUCUCAGACUGAUAAACAUAAGAGCAUACUUUGAAAUGUAAUGAUUCUGUUGUUGCUUGUUUAAUGUAAUUCAGGUAGUAUGCUGUUACAGUAUACUACUGUUAUUAGCAGAGAAAAAUCUCGAGAAAGAAGUGCAAGAGAACAAAGAAGGUGCAGUCUGUCAUAAGAAAAAGAUUUGUUAAGUGACAUUUGUAUGAAGUGGUUGAGGCUAAGAGCCUUUUUUCUUAUUGUAAACUGGACCUAAAUUUACAAACAGAUAUUCAACAUCCACCUUUCUCAGGCUGUUUACAUUGUCACCAAUGUAGUAUUAAGCAGCAGUAGUUAUUAAUUUUUCCCAAAUAUAUAGGUCAACCCUUGAAGAAGAAAAAUGGAAAUGAGUCUGUUGAGGAAGACACACUAAUUAUGUAAAUUUUGUUCCUCUAAUUGAAUGGUGGGGGCCUAUUCAAAUGUUGGCCGUAAGCUUAAAGCCCAGCUCUAGCUGACUGAAUAUUAGUUAGUAACC